AUGGUUGGAGGAAGACACCGACUUCUCAGCACCGGCAACACCAAGGGCAAUAUCAACAGUUACGGCGAUCCCGAACAGUUCACAAAGUACCAGCGUGUAGACCUGGAAAGCGGAUAUGGAGCUACCAACAAGAUCAAGCCGAGGCAGCGGUUUCGCGACGCCAUCGAGCAGACGUUGAGGGACAACCACGCGAGUGGCCUAAAGCGCAAGUUGAUCGAUAGCAUCGACCAUGAUGCGCUUGAAGUGUACAGGAAAAGCGAAGAAAGCCUCAAAAGCAUAAAGAAUAAGGAAAUACGCAAAUUCUAUGAAGAACAAAACGAACGCAUCGAUGACUGGGCUGAGGUGGACAUGGUCGUGACCUCACUCGCCGACGAUAUUGUUGACAGCAUGAACCCCCGGGAUACUGAUCACGACGGUGUAGCUGAGGACAGAGGGCCCUUGGGUCUCAGCGGAGAAGAUUUGGAGCCAUUCCUACCCGAAGAAGAGCGUGAGAAACGGCGAAAGGCAGCCAAGCACGUGAAGUGGGCCAUCAACAUCAAUGUCCUGGUCAAUAUUCUCCUACUCGCUGCCAAAGGCGUCGCAGCCAUUUGGUCAAACUCACUAUCCUUGAUCGCGUCUCUCGUUGACUCCGCUCUUGACUUGCUUUGCACAAUCAUCAUCUGGACUACGAACAGGUUGGUGGGCUGGCGUCUGCAGGCCCUGAAGAAGAGAUUCCCUAUCGGUCGCAAGCGUUUCGAGCCCAUUGGCAUCCUCGUCUUCUCCAUCAUCAUGGUGAUUUCGUUUCUCCAAAUCCUUCAAGAGUCAGUGAAGAAGCUGCUCCCCAGCGGUGACCACAGCGUAGCUAUGCUCCCACCUGCAGCCAUCUUCUCAAUGGUAUCCACCAUUGUUGUCAAGGGAACAAUUUGGAUUGGAUGCGCCAGGGUCAAGACAACACAAGUGCAGGCCCUUGCACAAGAUUGCAAAACAGAUGUUUACUUUAAUACCUUGUCCCUUCUGUUUCCCCUCAUUGGUGCCCAGGUCAAUGUCUGGUGGCUCGAUCCUGUGGGUGCUGCCUGCCUUUCACUCUACAUUAUCUACGACUGGGCAUGCACCUGUCUUGAAAAUGUUGCUCGUCUUACUGGAGAAGCUGCCGAUACUCGCACAGAGCGUAAGAUGAUGUUCAUGGCGUACCGCUUUGCACCACUUGUUCAAGGGUUUAAGAGCAUCAAGGUCUACCACGCUGGUGACGGCGUUUGUGUAGAGAUUGAUGUGCUCAUGAAAGAGAACACUCCGUUAAGGACAUGUCAUGACAUUGCAGAAACCCUGCAAUAUUGUCUUGAGGGGUUGAAGGAGGUAGAUCGUGCCUUUGUUACAAUGGAUUACACGGACCAAGGCCCCACAGGUCACGCAGAGAACUAA
Bipolaris oryzae ATCC 44560 is the source of this 1398-nucleotide messenger RNA. RefSeq lists its product as uncharacterized. Bases 1 to 1398 code for a protein of 465 amino acids. Gene Ontology annotation, molecular function: monoatomic cation transmembrane transporter activity. Gene Ontology annotation, cellular component: membrane. Gene Ontology annotation, biological process: transmembrane transport; monoatomic cation transport. The record is from RefSeq and is a predicted model, not a curated record. Lineage: Eukaryota; Fungi; Ascomycota; Dothideomycetes; Pleosporales; Pleosporaceae. The transcript is spliced from 5 exons.